AUGUCUCUUCCGUCCUUCUCCGAAGCCUGGCUUGAUGGCCCAUUGUCCACCAGGAUCUAUACCCGUCUCUACAAGCCCUCACUCUCCGUUGCGCCUCGCGCUGUGAUGGUCUUUCUUCAUGGCUAUCUUGAGCAUGUCGGUCGAUACGAGGCAGCACACACUCGCUGGGCUUCGCAAGGCGUGGCCGUUUUUACCUACGAUGCCCGAGGUUUUGGUAGGACAGCCCUUGACGAGCGUAAGAGCGCUGGAAGCGAGUAUGGACGCACGGGAGGAGCAACGGAGAGGAUGCUCGACCUAGAGUGGGCCCUCAGGCGUGCGCGGGCUGAGGUGCCGGACGUACCUCUCUUUCUCGUGGGACAUUCCAUGGGAGGUGGACUUGCACUGAACUUUGUAACUCGCUCUCAGUCUCCUCCGUCCCAGGAGACGGUCGGAUUACUUUCGGGUAUCAUCGCCUCGUCCCCCUUGGUCCGCGUGGUUCGCAGGGCGCCUUCGCCCAUAGUCUUCAAAGUCCUCUCCUUCGUCUGCAACUACUUCCCCAACAUGAAACACAGCACCCCAGUACAAGUAGAGGAUCUCUCGCACGACCCCGACGUCGGUCCGAACAGCGUGAAAGACCCUUGGAUCAGGCAAUAUGGUUCACUGGAAGGUUUGACUGACCUUCUCAACCGAGGCGAACUACUGCUCACUGAAGGGUAUCAUAACUGGCCCCAGCAUGUACCGGUGUUAAUCCUUCAUGGCGAUGAGGACAGAGCCAAUAGUUUCUCCGCUAGCAAGGAAUUGUUCGAGACGUUACAAGCGCCCGAUAAAGAGUUCGUGGCAUAUCCGGGUAUGUGGCAUGACCUGAUGACUGAACCGGACAUCAAGGAACAGUACUUCCAAGACUGUCAUUCAUGGUUAGCUAGACGCACUUCUACUUGA
Messenger RNA from Peniophora sp. CBMAI 1063, 918 nucleotides. Lineage: Eukaryota; Fungi; Basidiomycota; Agaricomycetes; Russulales; Peniophoraceae. The record is from the annotation of a GenBank genome assembly.